This is a messenger RNA of Momordica charantia (bitter melon), 627 nucleotides long. NCBI's taxonomy places the organism in Eukaryota, Viridiplantae, Streptophyta, Magnoliopsida, Cucurbitales, Cucurbitaceae. The record is from RefSeq and is a predicted model, not a curated record.
UCUUCAAUCCCCUCCACUCUUUUCCAUAUUUGCAAAAACAAAAAAGAGAGCUUAAAACAAAACAACAUUGGCCAGACUCUCAAGCAUAGUUGCCCUCUUGGCAGUUGCGCUUCUGGUUGCUAAUGCUGGUUGCUAAUGCCUACACCUACCGCACCACAAUCACCCCCGUGGAGGAGGACGAAGACAACCAAGGACGGCAAGAGAGGUGCCGCCACAUCAGGCCCCGCGAGCAGCUCCGCAACUGCGAGAACUUCCUGAGGCAGCAGGGCGGCGACAGAAGAGAAAUUUUGGAGAACCAAUGGGGGAGAGAGCAAGGCUUGGAAGAGUGUUGCCGACAGUUGAGGAAUGUGGAGGAGCACUGCAGGUGCGAUGCUUUGGAGGAGGUUGCUCGUGAGGCACAGAGGGAGCAAUAUGGCCAACGAAGCUAGAUUCUACAGCAGGCAAGGAUUUUGCCAUCCAUGUGCCAACUUCAUCCACAGAGAUGCGACUUCUAACUGCCCUCUGCUUUUUCUAGCAAACAGCACAGUCGUAUCUACUAUGCUUUUUGUCUUAUGUUUUAAUAAAUAAAGUCCUACGUAGUUUUGGUGUUGAGAAAUGCGAGUGCCUUCAAAAUUAAUAUAUCAAAAA